AUCAUAGAAAUAAUUGGUGUCAGGCCAGGUGCUCCAGACGAGGGUUGAGGCGGCGUGUGUGAGCCACCAGUGUUGCACCACAGUAUACUACAGCAUAAUACACUAUAAUGGCACGGAAUGCGGAGAAGGCUAUGACCACAUUGGCACGGUGGCGGGCAGCACAAGAAGGAGGCACACAGCAGCAGAAAGUCCGGCGACCUUACCUGGCCUCCGAGUGUGAAGAUCUCCGAGAGGCUGAGAAGUGGAGGAAUCAAGUCAUCUCUGAAAUUGCACGAAAAGUCUCCCAGAUACAAAAUGCUGGCUUAGGGGAAUUCCGAAUUAGAGAUUUGAAUGAUGAAAUCAAUAAACUUCUUCGAGAAAAGGGUCACUGGGAAGUACGAAUUAAGGAGCUAGGUGGUCCAGACUAUGUUCGUGUUGGACCCAAGAUGACAGAUAUGGAUGGUCAGGAAGCCCCUGGCAACAGAGGUUAUAUGUAUUUUGGUGCAGCCAAAGACCUGCCUGGAGUUCGAGAACUGUUUGAACAAGAACCUCCACCCCCUCCUCGCAAGACCCGCGGAGAGCUGAUGAAGGAUAUUGAUGCUGAUUAUUAUGGCUACAGAGAUGAUGAUGAUGGUGUUUUGAUACCAUUAGAACGGAAAGCAGAGAGAAAAGCAAUACAAGCAGCAGUGAAACAGUAUACAAACAAAAAACUGGCAGCCAUUACAGGAGAGGAUGAGGAGGGUGAAGAGACUCAAGAGAAUGGGGUGGAAGAUGAAGAUGAUGUAGAGAGUGAAAAUGAAGAGAUAUCCCUGGAUGAAACAGAUGAACGAUCAGAGGUGCAGCGUUUUAUGGCUCAUGUGCCCAACAUCCCAACACAAGCAGACAUUGAAAAUGCAUUGGUGGAAAGGAAAAAACGUGAACUGCUUCAAACAUACCUUGGUGAUUGAGGUAAAACACUACUAAAAAGUACCUGAAUUUAUGAAGUACAAGUGAUAACACAGCUGGAACAGGAAUUGUGGGAUGACCAUUCAUUGUCUGAGAUCAGUCUCAUAGAUGUGGCUUUAUUAGAGGUAGUUACUAAGCGAUCUGUUUUCCCCUUACACAAUUUGUUACUCUUAUUGCGAAAGUUAUGAGAGGUUUUUUAGCAUGUGAGUCAUAUGCAAUAGUUAUUCCCUAUUGGUGAUAAAGAUUAUUAAUGGGUCAGUAGCAGAAAGUUGACAAUGAUCACAUCAGAUUCAGCUCUUGCACCUCACCUUUCAUUUAUAGACAUUGGAGAGAUUUUACUUUGUCAAGAAUGUAAAUACAUCAGUAAGAGUAACCUAGACUUUUCAUUAAUGACCCCCAAACACCAGUUUCCUUAAAGUUGAAGCUCUGAAUAUAAAAAAAAGGGGCGGAGUCCUGAAUUAGAUUUUCUGAAUCCACCCUCAGCUCUACUGUAUGGAAAUGCCAACCUAUUCAUUUUUAAUUAUGACUUUAUCUUUACUUUUCUUCAUAUAACUGAACUAAUUAGUUUUCAAGUACUGUACUACUGCACUUAUGUAUAAUUUGCAUCAAUUGUCACCAAGGCAGAAUUUAUUACAAGCAGCAAUUACAAACUGCUAAUUAAUGAUGUUAUGCAGGAUGUCCAAAAAGUUAGGAAUUGAUAGAAAUUUAUUCUACAUAAGCAAGUAUUUAUACAUACUGUGCUGUAUGUACUCCAAAUGUUCACCACCAUGCUUAUAAUGUGUGUAAACCAUCAGUGGUUCCAGUGACCUGUGUACUGUACUGCAUUGAUGGAAAUGUCCAAAUCCCAAAUUUGUAUCUAUUGAUACAAACUUUUUGGUUAUGCUGUGAUUUUAUACAUCUUAUAAUUUUCAAAUCCUGUAUUCAGAAAGCAUAGAUAGACAUUGCUUAAGUCAUUCAUCAUAAAGAGAAAAUGUACUAGAUAAUCCAUUCAUGGAUAUCCCAAUAAUAUUGUUUUGCAGGGAAAAUCAAAAUGUUACCCUGGCCCAUUGAUUACAGUGAUUGUUAGUAUGGGCUUUCAUUGACUGAAGCCCUUGGUAAUAAUCAAGAAAAUAAAGGUUAGUGGAAUAUACUUAUAAAUGGACCAUCUAGGGUGAACACAUUAAAUAAGUCUAUUUUAUAUAUCUGGGCUGUAUUAUCCAUCAGAAUUGUGGGAAAAAUAAUAUAUAUACAGUAUGUAAUUUUUUAUACUACUUUUAAAUAAAAUAAAGUUGUUCCUUGGGUAUUUCUCAACCCGUGGGACAUGUGAUAAAAUAUCCAUUAAGCUUAUUUCCAUGUAGGCUAUACAGUAUCGGUACUAUCUGCCACCUACAGAGCAACCUUUCACCUAACCUCCACUCUGUCAAUACUGUAUUACCUACCUACUUACCCCACACCUCAGACAUGUAGUCCAGUACAGUAGUUGUUUGUUUUUGUCUUGGUGGUGGAAGUAAUUGUAAUAUUAGAGGUAGUAUUUGUAGUCACAUUUAAUUUAAAGGAAAUGGCCAACUUCAGUUUUCUUAGUUUUUAUUAUAACAAAUUACAUUUUUGUUUAUGCCCAUUGUAAGAAGUUUAAACUAUUUAGUAGCUAGAUUUACAACAUUUACAAUCAUUCAUAUUCAAAAAUUUGCAGCCUUUUUUCUACACAUUUAUAAUAAUGUACAUACCACAUUCUUUCAACAGAAAUCUUUCCAAUUACAAGAAUACAACUAAAGAACCGGAUAAGGAAUUGUAGAAAGUUAGUUACAGCAGAGAAGAGUUUAGAGUAAAUGUAUAGAUGUUAUUGCAAAUGUUCCUUUCUGGGAUGCUAAAAGCUGCAGUAAAAAAAAAAUAUUAAUACAGUACUGUAUAUAGUGAUAUCUCCAUUAGCAGGAACAAUUGGUGCAGAGCACUUCCAGUAAUGAAAGAUUUCCCGGUAACGAGAUGACUCUCAAAGCCGGAAAAAAUCCCUCGUCCCCAGAAUUUUCCGUGCAACGGAAAAAUGUUCUCGGAAGUUCCACAAAUUGCCUAUUACAUCGUCUCUUAAACCCAGAAAAAUAUCCUAUCCCCAGAAUUUUCCAGGUGCCCAAUCAAGAAAAUUUUCUCGGAAAAUCAUUCCCAAAACCAGAAUUUUCCAGAAAAUUAAGGCUUAGGGAAUGAUUUUCCGAGAAAAUUUCAAUUUCGGCUAUUGGAGAGUUCUAGGUUUGAGGGAUUCCGGCUAAUGGAGAUAUUACUUGUAUAUGGUAUACGCAUUGGAGUAACGAUAUUACUCGUUCAAUAUUUCCCCAGAGUUUAUAAAGUACAGUACUGUACAUACUGCACGGUAAUCUGAAAUUAUAAAGUUUAAAAUGUGAACUUAUGUUACUAUACAUGAACCUUAUAUGAAAGAUAUUUAUGUAUCAUAUGCAUACUAUACUAUGAAGAAGUACUGUAUUUUAAAAUUAUAAUUUGGAACUAAAUUUCUCUCUAUUUAAAAUUUUUAAUGUUCCAGAAACGAUAUGAUUGACUCAGAUGAAACCUACAUCUACAAAUAAUAUUUUUUUCCAAUAUACUGUACAUUAGUACUCCAAAAUUGACAGCAUAUCUAACAUAUUUCAAGUAAAAAGUUAACUAAUCACCAUCAAUGUUUUAAGGCCAGUUCCAUGCUUGUGUGGGUUAGCCGUGAUUACCUGAUGGCAGUUGUUGGGUGAAACUAGAAUGGAAUGCUCCCCUGCUCACCACCACAAACCCAGGGUGCCAGCUCAGAAAAAGCAGCAGAGACCAGAGAAUGGCCACAGCUCUGGUGACCUAGUUGCCAUCAGGCAUGUUGAAGCAAAGUUUUACAGCUGGACGCCCUUCCUAACGCCAACCCGCAGGAUGGGAACAGCUGACAAGGCAGGGUCACAACUCGAGGUAAUCAAAUACUACCCACUUACCUAUACUAACAAUGAUUAUUGUAAAGGAAAUACCCAAUAUAAAUAUAUUAUGAAAAAUGCAUUACUGUACAGAUAAAUACAGGCUGUUUCAAAAAGUUAAGUUCACCCUCUUCCUCAUCACCUUACACCUGACACCCAAAGUUUUAAAACUUGGCCUUAUGGGAGUUGGGCUCCUUGGUUCCAGUAAAUCAGUCUCAUUACUGGAGAAGAGGAGGGUAAAGUGAUUUUUGGAACACCUUGUAUAUUGCCUUACCUUAUGCAAGCCAGUGUUAUGAAACUUACAGUACCUUUAUUAUACUUGAUUUUAUUGUACACAUUACAGUAUUUUAAUUCAAAGAUAUUAGAGAAAGGGCUAUCACCCUUAUAAUGAACAUGAAAACUGUGUAUGGUUAUAACUGCUUCUAAAUAAAACAAACUGGUGAAACUGA
This is a messenger RNA of Homarus americanus (American lobster), 4282 nucleotides long. Its product is annotated as pre-mRNA-splicing factor ISY1 homolog. The coding region runs from base 108 to 926 and encodes 272 amino acids. Gene Ontology annotation, cellular component: post-mRNA release spliceosomal complex; post-spliceosomal complex; catalytic step 2 spliceosome. Gene Ontology annotation, biological process: generation of catalytic spliceosome for second transesterification step; mRNA 3'-splice site recognition. NCBI's taxonomy places the organism in Eukaryota, Metazoa, Arthropoda, Malacostraca, Decapoda, Nephropidae. The record is from RefSeq and is a predicted model, not a curated record. The transcript is spliced from 7 exons.